AGAGACCGCCAAGCUCUCUCUAGGAAAUACUCAAUUAGGGUGGUGCCUCUGAAAUACCCAGGGGUCCUGUAACUGAUGGGCUUUUCCCAGAGGGCUUCUACAGCCUAUAGCCCUGCCUGGACAACACACACCACACUCGGAUUUUUCCUGUUGCCUGCCUAGUGACCCCCUACAGGAAGAUAACGGACAAGCCGGGAGGGCGGGGCAGCCAGCUACACAUGUCUGGCUCUCUUAUCAACUUAUCAUAUAAGGAAAGAAAGUGAUUGAUUCGGAUCCUGACACCGCAGAAUCUGGGGGAAGCAAGACAAAGGCGCAUUAAGUCUGAUCUGGAAGGCGAAUGCAGCCUUCACAAGGGAGCAGGAUUAUUCUUCCGACUGCAGUCUGACAGUUUACUGGGGACCAGAGAGGAGAAAGCGGCAUCAGAAACCAAAGUUGCUGCAGGGAAAGAGGGAAGCGGGAACUUUCAUUGAUGGACCCUGAGCCAUGGCAGCAGAGCCCCGUGCCUGAGAGGGCAGCUUAGCACCCGGGAGCCUCCCGUGCCUUGCACUUUGCUAAACGGAGGUUGAUUCCCACAGAGGAAAAGAAUGUGGCAGCUUGUUUUCUUCACUCUGAGCUGUGAUCUCGUCUUGGCUGCAGCCUAUAACAACUUUCGGAAGAGCAUGGACAGCACGGGGAAGAGGCAGUAUCAGGUUCAGCACGGCCCCUGCAGCUACACGUUCCUGCUGCCUGAGACGGACAACUGCCGCUCCCCUUCCAGCUCCUACGUGUCCAACGCGGUGCAGAGGGACGCGCCGCUCGACUAUGACGACUCUGUGCAGAGGCUGCAAGUGCUGGAGAAUAUCAUGGAAAACAAUACCCAGUGGCUAAUGAAGCUUGAGAGCUACAUCCAGGACAACAUGAAGAAAGAAAUGGUGGAGAUACAACAGAAUGCGGUACAGAACCAGACUGCUGUGAUGAUAGAAAUAGGAACCAACCUACUUAACCAAACGGCAGAGCAGACCCGGAAGUUAACUGAUGUCGAAGCCCAAGUAUUAAAUCAGACAACAAGACUUGAACUUCAGCUUCUGGAACAUUCUCUUUCUACAAACAAAUUGGAAAAACAGAUUUUGGAUCAGACCAGUGAAAUAAACAAAUUGCAAGAUAAGAACAGUUUCCUGGAAAAGAAAGUUCUAGAUAUGGAAGACAAGCACAUAGUUCAACUUCAGUCAAUAAAAGAAGAGAAAGACCAGCUCCAGGUGUUAGUAUCCAAGCAAAAUUCCAUCAUUGAAGAACUAGAAAAACAACUGGUGACUGCCACGGUGAAUAACUCAGUUCUCCAAAAGCAGCAACACGAUCUGAUGGAGACGGUUCAUAAUUUAUUGACUAUGAUAUCGACAUCAAACUCAGCUAAGCACUCCCUUGUUGCUAAGGAAGAACAAAUCAUCUUCAGAGACUGCGCAGAAGCAUUCAAAUCAGGACUAACAACCAGCGGCACCUACACGCUGACCUUUCCUAACUCCACUGAGGAGACCAAGGCUUACUGCGACAUGGAAACGGGUGGAGGUGGAUGGACAGUUAUUCAGCGACGUGAAGAUGGAAGUGUUGAUUUUCAGAGGACUUGGAAAGAAUAUAAAAUGGGCUUUGGGAGUCCCUCAGGCGAACACUGGCUGGGAAAUGAGUUUGUGUCACAAGUGACCAAUCAGAAACGCUACGUGCUUAAGAUACACCUGAGAGACUGGGAAGGCAACGAGGCUUACUCACUGUACGAACACUUCUAUCUCUCCAGUGAAGAAUUCAAUUACAGGAUUCACCUUAAAGGACUUACAGGGACAGCCGGCAAAAUAAGCAGCAUAAGCCAACCAGGAAAUGAUUUUAGCACAAAGGACGCAGACAACGACAAAUGUAUCUGCAAAUGUUCACAGAUGCUCACAGGAGGCUGGUGGUUUGAUGCCUGCGGUCCUUCCAACCUGAACGGAAUGUACUACCCACAGAGGCAGAACACAAAUAAAUUCAAUGGUAUUAAGUGGUACUACUGGAAAGGGUCGGGCUACUCGCUCAAGGCCACCACCAUGAUGAUCCGGCCAGCAGAUUUCUAAAUGCCUGCCCUCACCAGACAACUGUGUCUUGUUUUAUACGCAAAGACGUAACCCCAAAGCUCUGAAAGACCAGCUGCCUGCUGCCUCCUCGUCCCUCUCAGACAGACAGCACGUUUCCAGUGCCGAAGAGACCCAGGAGCUCCAAAUAAGAGCCCUGUCAACUGCAUCACUUAAACCUGCGUCACUCAAGGAACCGAAGCACAGCCCCUAACAAGCAACAGCCUGGUGGGGUGACCUGGGAGAAAGCCUGUGGGAAGAUAACUUCAGCUUGCAAAUGAGACUGACAAUUUACAGACUCUGUUGUCACAACCAAGAAUGUCAUGGGCGAGUUCAUCAGUAAAUAACUGGAAAACAGAACACUUAGGCCAUAGAGUAAAGAUAACCUUGGAACUGCAUUCUUCUGAGCACUGUUUAUAUACUGUGUAAAUAUCCAUAUGUCCUGAAUUCUGCAUCACUGUCAUAAUUAAAAAGAAGAAAAAAUUCUUUAA
Messenger RNA from Phacochoerus africanus (Common warthog), 2563 nucleotides. RefSeq names its product angiopoietin 2 (gene ANGPT2). Bases 585 to 2075 code for a protein of 496 amino acids. Gene Ontology annotation, molecular function: receptor tyrosine kinase binding. Lineage: Eukaryota; Metazoa; Chordata; Mammalia; Artiodactyla; Suidae. The transcript is spliced from 9 exons. Gene Ontology annotation, biological process: Tie signaling pathway; angiogenesis. The record is from RefSeq and is a predicted model, not a curated record.